UAAUAUCCAAGAACUUCUGUUUAUAAAACUUGCAAGAAUGGUGGAACCUACGUGGUUCACGUAUUUUCUAUGAAAAGAUAACUUUAUUUCCAUUAUUAAGCUUACUUUCUCUCUUGCUAGUGUGAACAUUGUUCAGUCAAUAUCGUCAACGUCUUCUCAUUAGAUACACAAAGCCUCUCCGUAAAUCAUUUCUCUCUAUCUCGUAAAAUCUCUGUGAUCUAUAGAUCUUCUCUCCAGCGUAGUAAUGGAUCUUUACCUUCUCCUUGUGAUAGUUGCUACGCUUUUGUGUAGUAGAAUCUUUUCUUUUGUUUAUGCCAAGUUCAGAGUUCAAGAAAACAAAAUAAUUGCUUCUUCUUCUUCAUCUCCACCAUCUCCCAAGUUGUCUUUGCCUAGUAAUCGUGUACACGAUGUCUUCCCUAGCUUCCACGGAAAAGAUGUCCGUAAAUCCUUUCUCAGUCAUUUUCUGAAGGAGUGUGGGAUCAAAGGAAUCAACCUGUUCAUUGAUAACGAGAUCACUAGAGGAGAGUUUAUCGGACCUGAGCUCAAGAAGGCAAUCCAAGGAUCAAGAAUUGCUAUUGUGUUGCUCUCGAAAAGAUACGCCUCUUCAUCAUGGUGUCUUGACGAGUUAGUAGAGAUUAUGAAGUGUAAGGAAGAGUUAGGUCAAACAGUGAUGCCCGUUUUCUAUGAAGUGGAUCCAACUGAUGUCAAGAAACAGGCCGGUGACUUUGGGAAAGUCUUCAAAAAAACUUGUAAAGGUAAAACAAAUGAGGUUACUAGGAAAUGGAGUGAAGCUCUAGCAAAAGUGGCCACCCUCGCUGGUUACCAUUCAAAUAACUGGGAUAAUGAGGCAAAAAUGAUCGAAGAUGUUGCCACUGAUGUUGCAAAGAAGUUGUUUAACUCCACACCGUCAAGAGAUUUCGACGAAUUCAUUGGGAUGGAAGCUCAUAUGAACAAGAUUUCGCGGGUUUUACGCACAUAUUUGGAUGAAGUGAGGAUGAUAGGGAUUUGGGGGCCGGCUGGGAUUGGCAAGACCACCAUUGCUAGGUGUAUGUUCAAUCAACUAUCCCAUACUUUUCAACAUAGUGUCUUUCUGAUGAAUGUCAAAGCAAUGUGUACGCCACCGGUUUGUUCAGACGACUACAACGUGAAGUUGCACUUGCAGCAAAUUUUUCUGUCUCAAUUAACCAACCAGAAAGAAGAUUUCAAGAUUUCUCAUUUAGGAGUUGCACAAGAAAGACUGAAUGACAAGAAAGUUCUUGUUGUUCUUGAUAACGUUGAUCGGUUAGUACAACUAGAAGCCAUGGCCAAAAAAACUGGGUGGUUUGGUAAUGGAAGUCGGAUUAUCAUUACAACGCAAGAUCGAAAGAUUUUGAAGGCACAUGGGAUCACUCAUAUUUACAAGGUUGAUUUUCCAUCAAAUCGUGAGGCUAUUCAGAUGUUUUGUAUGUAUGCUUUUGGUCAAAAGUCCCCUGAAGAUGGUUUUGAGAACCUCGUAUGGGAAGUUACAAGACUCGCCGGUAAACUCCCUUUGGGACUAAGGGUUAUGGGAUCUCAUUUUCGUGGAAUGUCCAAGCAGGAGUGGGAGAAUGAACUACCAGAGCUAUGGAGAUGCCUUGAUGGAGAAAUUGAGAGCAUUUUGAUGUUCGGUUAUAACGCAUUAUCUCAAGAAAAUAAAGAUUUGUUUCUUCAUAUUGCCUGCUUUUUCAACUAUGAGUGGAAAGAGAAAGUGGCAGAGCAUCUUUCAGCGAGAUUUUGUAAUAUGAGGCAACGGCUUAACGUCUUAGCCGAUAAGUCUCUCAUAUCUUUGGAAAGUGAACGUGUGAGUAUGCAUGAUCUGCUAGUCCAGCUGGGUAGAGAUAUUGUCCGCAAACAGUCCAGUGAGCCUGGACAACGCCGGUUUCUGGUCGAUGAAAGAGAGACUUGUGAAGUACUUGCUGAUGAUGCAGCGGGUAGUGGAAAUGUUAUUGGCAUAAUGUUCAGUGGAGGCGAUGUAAAUGUGAGUGAGAGAGCCUUUGAAGGAAUGUCUAAUCUCCAGUUCUUAAGAUUGGAAGUGGAACGUGCUGGUGGAGGAGAUGAAUUUCAUCUAUUUGGUGGAGCAAGCUAUUUAUCCCGUAAACUUAGAUUACUAGAGUGGAAGUAUUUUCCGAUGACAUGUUUGGAUUGUAUUCCCAACCCAGAGCUCCUCGUGGAACUAAUCAUGCAUGACAGCGAACUUGAGAAAAUGUGGGAAGGAACUAAACCGCUUAGCAAUCUCAAGUGGGUGGAUCUGAGGUAUUCAGAAAACUUGAAGGAUGUUUCUAGUCUCUCAACUGCCACUAGUCUAGAGGAGCUAAGUCUCAGUGGAUGUUCAAGUUUAGUGGAGCUUCCCUCUUCUAUUGGGAAUGCCAUUCAUCUCAAAAUGUUGGAUCUCAGUGGAUGUUCAAGUUUGGUAGAGCUUCCCUCUUCUAUUGGGAAUGCCAUUCAUCUCAAAAAAUUGGAUCUUAGUGGAUGUGUAAGUUUGGUAAAGCUUCCUUCCUCUAUUGGGAAUGCCGUUCAUCUCAAAAAGUUGUAUCUCAGUAAAUGUUCAAGUCUGGUAAAGCUUCCUUCCUCUAUUGGGAAUGCCAUAAGAAACUUCGAGGAAUUGGAUUUUAGUGACUGCUCAAGUUUAGUAGGAGUCCCUUCCUCUAUCGGAAACGCCACUAAUCUCAAGCGUUUGGAUUUUAGUAGAUGCUCAAGUCUUGUGGAACUUCCUGCCUCUAUUGGAAACCUCCAUAAACUAGAAACUUUGAUUUUGGAAGAAUGUCGCAAGCUGGAGGCUCUUCCUGUCAACAUCAACUUGAAAUCUCUGACGACACUUGAUCUCACUGAUUGCUCCUUGAUGAAAAGUUUUCCUGAGAUCUCGACAGACAUCGAAUAUAUGUAUCUCGCUGGAACUGCGAUUAAAGAAGUGCCUUCAUCGAUCAGCUUGUGGCCUCGUCUUCAUGUCUUGCAUAUGUCAUACAACGAGAACCUCAAGGAGUUCCCUCAUGUUCUUGACAUCAUGACAGAUUUGGUCAUGAGCAACACAGAAAUACAAGAGAUUUCUCCUUGGAUCAAGAGAAGCUCUCGUCUUUUUGGUCUUGUAGUCAACGGAUGCAAAGAGCUUUUGUCACUCCCACAGCUUCCAAGUUCAUUAUCAGACCUACACGCAGAAGAUUGUGAGUCUCUGGAGAAGCUAGACUGCUCCUUUCUUAAUCAAAAGAUUGAUCUCAACUUCGCCAACUGCUUCAAACUGAAUAAAGAAGCGAUAGAUGUCAUCAUCAAGUCAUCGACUUAUUAUGUUACGAUAUUACCCGGCAAAGAAAUGCCUAACUACUUCAAUUAUCAAGCUAAUGGAGGUUCACUAGUAAUGAAGUUGAACGAGAGGCCUUCACCUUCAUCAAUGAGAUGGAAGGCUUGCAUCUUACUUGUUAGUAAAGAUGAGGAUGAAGCUGGUAUAGGAGAAAUGGUGAAUGUACAUCAUGGGAUCAAACAGAAUAGCCUCGAUGUCUCGUGCAUUCCAAGAAACCACACUCUGUAUCGCCCUUUAACCGAACAUCUGUACAUCUUUGAAUUCGAAGCAGACGUGACUUCAGACGAACUUUGCUUUGAGUUCAGGGUAGUCAACAAAGAAGAAUGGAUGAUAAAAGAAUGUGGAAUGCAUUACGUUAAUACCAGUUGAUGGGUUGAUUACAUGUAGUGUUGUGUUUUUUUUUUGUGUAUGAUUAUCAAUCAUCCUGUUGUGGUGGGUUAUGAGCAGUUUCUUAAUACCCUAUGAAUAAACGUGGAACCAAUUCUCUCA
Molecule: messenger RNA, 3799 nt
Organism: Brassica napus (rape)
Lineage: Eukaryota; Viridiplantae; Streptophyta; Magnoliopsida; Brassicales; Brassicaceae
Product: probable disease resistance protein RPP1
Exons: 4
Coding region: 245-3679 (1144 amino acids)
Biological process (GO): defense response; signal transduction
Molecular function (GO): ATP hydrolysis activity; protein binding; ADP binding
Source: RefSeq, a predicted model, not a curated record